This is a messenger RNA of Coturnix japonica (Japanese quail), 763 nucleotides long. The record is from RefSeq and is a predicted model, not a curated record. NCBI's taxonomy places the organism in Eukaryota, Metazoa, Chordata, Aves, Galliformes, Phasianidae.
GCCUGGGGGGCGGUGCUCCGCUGCGGCCAUGCCGGCGGUGCUGGGCGCUGCCUGGGCCCUGCUGGCUGCCGCCUUCAUGGUGCUGUUGCUGCUACACCGGGCCCAGGCGUGGUGGCCCGGCGGAGGAACCCACAUCGCUUCCAUCUUCUUCCAGGACCUCAUCCGCUACGGGAAGACCAAGAGAGGCGGGCAGCAGGCUGCAUGGCUGCGCCGCUUGCAGGUGCCCAAGAGGUGGUUUACUCAUUUUUAUGUCGUUUCUAUACUCUGGAAUGGCUUUCUGCUGAUCAGGCUUUUUCAAGCUGAGUUCCUUGGAGCAUCGCUCCCUGCAUGGAUUCAGAUCUUCCAUAGUGCUUUUGGCAGAGAUUUGCAGAACCAGAAUACGGACAGUGAACACUUCUCUGCACUCUUGGUUCUCCUGCUCCUAUGGCUGCAUAGCUUUCGACGACUUGCAGAAUGCCUCAAUACCAGCGUGUUUUCCGAUGGGGUCAUCCACAUUGCGCAGUAUUGCUUUGGACUUGGUUAUUAUGUUGCUGUUGGCUCAACUGUGCUAUGUCAAGUGCCUGCUGAUGUUAGGAAUGGAAAAGGACUUUCUGCGCAGAUCUCCUGGUAUCACAUUGUGGGCAUUGUGAUGUACAUUUGGGCCUCUCUUCACCAGCACAGGUGUCUUGUGAUUCUAGCUAACCUUAGGAAAAGUAAAUCAGGUAAGGCGUUUCAUUGCUGUGAACAAAUUACUUAUGUAAAUCACAGAAUCACAGAAUUGUAG